AUGGAUCCCACGUCGAAAUUCUUCGCCAAACUGAGAAAGCUGGCGGUGACUUUGGAGUCAGAAACGUCCAGGCUUCAAAACACCUUUGAGAACCGAAACGACGACGAUGACAGCGAAAGUAAAGCCAGAGGAAUGCGGGCCUAUCAUGACCUGAACGAAGAAGUCGGUAAUCUAAAGGGAAAGAUUCGGAAUGAGUUAGCCGAGCAGAAAAAACGAGAGAGCGACGUGGACGGCUUCCUUCACGCGUGUAAAGUGAUGGAGCAGAGAGUGUCUAAUGACAUUCAGAAUCUCAGGACACACCUCGGAAAAUAUGGCUACCAAGCUCCUUGUGACAGCCAGAGACCAACCAAGCUGAAUGAUGGGGAGGCAGAAGGCGAGGAAAAAGCAUCGGAUGAGGAUGGAACCAACUCGGCCGUUGGAGAGGAGGGGGUCCAGAACGAGGAGGAAGGCGCCGUUUUGCAGUCGCCUCCAAAAAUGGCGCCGUCCCUAGCGGACGCCAUGCGGACCCCUCAGCUCUCGGACUUCGGCCUGUCGGAGAUGCAGCUGAAGAGGGUUCUGGCCGGGGCCGAGUGGUGCUCCGAGGUCCCCCCCAUGCCCCAGAUGAGCCUCCCCCACCCCGCGCUCAACACGCCGCCCCCCAUGCCCGUCACCCCGAAGUGCGCCCUGCGGAUGGACGACGAGGAGCUGCAGACGCCGCAGAUGCACCACUUCGGCAUCUCGGAGCACACCGCCUGUCUGAACAACGACUUCACCAUGGAUCUGUUCCAGAAGAACCCCGGGAGGUCCAAAGAUGGAAGCAUGCCCACGAUGGACUCUGUAAUGGAGAGUUUGCAGGCAAGAGCUAGCACCAUGGCAUCCCCAGAGCCGCCUGUAUUUUGCACUCCGGGGUUUAAGAUCAAAAAGGCAAACGGUCCCGACUCCCCACCGGCUCAGAGCGGGGGCCCAGAUCUCCCCUUCGGCCCCCCCCACCUGCCCUCCACCCCGGAGGUCCCGGCCUUUGAAACUCCAUACGUGAACAGAGUGAGUGCCCGCCUCCAGGGUCGAACUCCUGCCUGUAACGGGGCGUCUGAGGCCGAACGCUGCUGGGAGGACGGCGUCCCCGACAUGGAGAUGCCAAACCUGGAGUCUAGAAAUGGAAAAAUCCCACAGCUCAGUGAGACUGAAAAGCUUGGGAAGGACCCUGCGGUCAGUAGUCUGGAGCUGGACGGACCCACCGAGGGGUUCAGUUUGGGGACGCCUCGCAUCAGGACAAACUUUCAAGAGCCCAGCACCCCCGAGAUGCCGGACCUCAGCUCUGUGACGCAGGACAUUUGCAAAACGUUGCCGUACUACCUGAGGACAAUGAGUCUGAGCAGCCUCAACCAGGCCGUCAACAACAUCAACAGAUUCACAGAAGAGCAUCGAGGAGAGGUGAGGGAGUUCAGAGAAGAGGACCUGAAAAGGAUCAUCAACGUGGGAACCAUGGCCCCCGUGUACAUCGUCUGUCUAAAGGAGCUGAGGAGGCUAACCCAAGGGCUGAACGCUGGAGACUGCAGGCUGGUCACACACCGCUAA
Molecule: messenger RNA, 1554 nt
Organism: Menidia menidia (Atlantic silverside)
Lineage: Eukaryota; Metazoa; Chordata; Actinopteri; Atheriniformes; Atherinopsidae
Source: the annotation of a GenBank genome assembly